Manis javanica (Malayan pangolin) is the source of this 6919-nucleotide messenger RNA. It is a transcript of the gene MYO5C, whose product is annotated as myosin VC. Gene Ontology annotation, molecular function: actin filament binding; ATP binding; microfilament motor activity. The record is from RefSeq and is a predicted model, not a curated record. NCBI's taxonomy places the organism in Eukaryota, Metazoa, Chordata, Mammalia, Pholidota, Manidae. Gene Ontology annotation, cellular component: myosin complex; membrane; cytoplasm. Gene Ontology annotation, biological process: actin filament organization.
GGUCCUCCGCUCUUCCCCAGCGAACACGCGGCGACCUCAGGACGCUCACGCCCGGGCCGGGCACGCCCCAGCGCACACCUGCUUCCUGCCUCCGGGCGCAGCGAAUCCCCGCUCGGGCUGCGCGCGGCCGCGCGCUCGGACCCCGCAGGUGAGCCCCCGCCCCGCUGAGCACGAGCCCGAGGAGGCUCGCGCCCUGCCCGCCGUCGCCCGAGCCAGUCGCGGCGAGCGCUCGCCUGCCGGGAAGGACCGACCCGUGACCUGCCUCGCCGGGGCCGCAGCCCUGGGAGAGUUAGCGCCGGCCGCCGGGGAGCUUCUCCGCCAAGACGGCCAGGCGCUGACUGACGCGGCGCCGCGCCACGGUUCCCGCCCGGGGCCGCCCCGCCGCCCGCGCAGCCUCGAGCCUCGUCCCUCUGCGGCCCCGCGCCGCCCUGGCCUCUCGCCCAUGGAGGUGGCCGCGCUGUACACGCAGUACAACAGGGUUUGGAUUCCCAGUCCUGAAGAAGUUUGGAAGUCUGCUGAAAUAGCGAAGGACUACAGAGUCGGCGACAGAGUCCUGCAACUCCUGCUGGAGGAUGGAACGGAACUGGACUAUUCCAUUGAUCCAAAAGCCCUGCCUCCUCUUCGGAAUCCCGACAUCCUCGUGGGUGAGAACGACCUCACCGCCCUCAGCUAUCUCCACGAGCCGGCGGUGCUCCACAACCUCAGAGUCCGCUUUGCAGAAUCCAAGCUCAUUUACACCUACAGUGGAAUCAUUUUGGUGGCCAUGAAUCCUUACAAGCAGUUGCCGAUAUAUGGAGAUGCCAUCAUCCACGCCUACAGCGGGCAGAACAUGGGUGAUAUGGACCCACACAUAUUUGCCGUGGCAGAAGAGGCAUACAAGCAGAUGGCCAGAAACAAUAAAAAUCAGUCAAUAAUUGUAAGCGGGGAGUCAGGAGCUGGAAAGACAGUGUCGGCUCGCUAUGCCAUGAGGUACUUCGCCACCGUCAGCAAGUCGAGCAGUAACGCCCACGUGGAGGACAAGGUCCUGGCAUCGAACCCCAUCACCGAGGCUGUUGGAAAUGCGAAGACUACUCGCAAUGACAAUAGUAGUCGGUUUGGGAAAUACACAGAAAUCAGUUUUGAUGAGAGAAAUCAAAUUAUAGGAGCCAACAUGAGAACUUACCUGCUGGAGAAAUCCAGAGUUGUCUUUCAAUCGGAAAAUGAACGAAAUUACCACAUUUUCUAUCAGCUUUGUGCAUCUGCACAGCAGUUGGAAUUUAAGCAUCUUAAGUUGGGGAGUGCGCAAGAAUUUAAUUACACGAGAAUGGGAGGCAGUACUGUGAUCGAGGGUGUGAAUGACAGAGCCGACAUGGCAGAGACCCGGAAGACCUUCACACUCCUGGGUUUCAAGGAGGAUUUUCAGAUGGAUGUUUUUAAGAUCCUGGCAGCCAUCCUACAUCUGGGCAAUGUGCAGAUCAUAGCCGUGGGCAAUGAGAAAUCCUCAGUUAGUGAAGGUGACAGUCACCUGAAGGUGUUCUGUGAGCUGCUCGGCCUGGAGAGCGGCCCAGUGGCCCAGUGGCUGUGCAGCCGCAGAAUCGCCACAGCCUCUGAGACAGUGGUGAAGCCCUUGACCGGGCCUCAGGCCGUCAACGCCAGGGAUGCACUGGCCAAGAAGAUCUAUGCACACCUGUUCAACUUCAUAGUCGAGAGAAUUAACCAAGCAUUGCAGUUUUCAGGCAAGCAGCACACUUUUAUUGGUGUUUUGGACAUUUAUGGCUUUGAAACCUUUGAUGUGAACAGCUUUGAACAAUUUUGCAUCAAUUAUGCUAAUGAAAAGCUGCAGCAGCAGUUUAACCUGCAUGUCUUUAAACUUGAGCAAGAAGAAUAUAUGAAGGAAGAUAUCCCUUGGACUCUGAUAGAUUUUUAUGACAACCAACCAGUUAUUGACCUGAUUGAAGCAAAAAUGGGCAUUUUGGAGUUGCUGGAUGAAGAAUGCUUGUUACCACAUGGAACUGAUGAAAACUGGCUUCAAAAGCUGUAUAAUAACUUUGUCAACAAGAACCCUUUGUUUGAAAAACCCAGAAUGUCAAAUACAUCCUUCAUCAUCCAGCACUUUGCGGAUAAGGUAGAAUAUAAAUGUGAAGGUUUCCUUGAGAAGAACAGAGAUACUGUCUAUGACAUGCUGGUUGAAAUCUUGAGAGCAAGCAAGUUUCAUCUCUGUGCCAACUUUUUUCGAGAAAAUCCGGUUCCUUCUUCCCCUUUCGGUUCAGCGAUCACAGUUAAAGCUGCAAAGCAAGUCAUCAAGCCAAACAGCAAGCAGCUGCGGACCACAGUGGGGAGCAAGUUCCGCAGCUCUCUGUACUUGCUCAUGGAGACCCUCAAUGCAACCACACCCCACUAUGUUCGAUGCAUCAAGCCAAACGAUGAGAAGCUACCCUUUGAGUUUGACUCCAAAAGAAUUGUUCAGCAGCUGCGAGCCUGUGGCGUUUUAGAAACAAUUCGCAUUAGCGCACAGAGCUAUCCCUCCAGGUGGACGUACCUUGAGUUCUACAGCCGCUAUGGUGUCCUCAUGACCAAGCAGGAGCUUUCAUUCAGCGACAAAAAGGAAGUGUGCAAAGUGGUUUUGCACAGGCUCAUCCAGGACUCUAAUCAGUACCAAUUUGGUAAAACCAAAAUUUUCUUCAGAGCAGGACAAGUGGCUUAUCUAGAGAAACUCAGAUUAGAUAAACUGAGACAGAGUUGUGUUAUGAUACAAAAGCACAUCCGUGGCUGGCUCCAGAGGAAAAAAUUCCUCCGAGAGAGACAAGCUGCCAGGAUAAUCCAGCAGUACUUCCGGGGUCAGCAAACCGUGAGGAAAGCUGUUACUGCCACAGCCCUAAAGGAAGCCUGGGCAGCCAUAAUCCUUCAGAAGUACUGCCGUGGAUAUCUCGUUCGCAAUUUGUACCAACUGAUUCGGGUGGCCACCAUCACCAUCCAGGCCUACACCCGAGGAUUCCUGGCAAGGAGGAGGUAUCGAAAGAUGCUGGAGGAACACAAGGCUGUGAUCCUUCAGAAGUAUGCACGGGCGUGGCUGGCCAGACGCAGAUUCCAGAAUAUCCGACGAUUCGUGCUCAACAUUCAGCUUACUUACAGGGUCCAGCGCUUGCAGAAAAAGCUAGAAGAUCAGAACAAGGAGAACCACGGGUUAGUAGAGAAGCUGACCAGUCUGGCCGCUCUUCGGGCUGGUGACAUGGAGAAGAUUCAGAAACUGGAAUCAGCCCUGGACAGAGCAGCCACCCACAGGCACAGCUACGAGGAGAACGGGAAGAGGUGCAGGGCCGCCAUGGAAGAGAAAUUGGCAAAGCUACAAAAGCAUAAUUCAGAACUGGAAAUACAAAAAGAGCAAAUACAGCUAAAGCUUCAAGAGAAGACUGAAGAGUUGAAAGAAAAAAUGGACAACCUCACCAAGCAACUCUUUGAUGAUGUGCAAAAAGAAGAAAGACAAAGAAUACUUCUUGAAAAAAGUUUUGAAUUGAAGACACAAGACUAUGAAAAGCAGAUCUGGUCUCUGAAAGAAGAAAUUAAAGCUCUCAAGGAUGAGAAAACACAGCUGCAGCAUAGCCUGGAGGAAGAGCGCAUUACCUGCGACCGCUUAAAGGGGGAGGUGGCCCGACUGAGCCAGCAGGCAAAGACAAUCUCUGAAUUUGAAAAAGAGAUAGAACUACUUCAGACACAGAAGAUAGAUGUGGAAAAACAUGUGCAGUCACAAAAACGGGAAAUGCGAGAAAAGAUGUCAGAGAUCACAAAACAACUUCUUGAAAGCUAUGACAUUGAAGAUGUAAGAAGCAGGCUCUCUGUGGAAGAUUUGGAACAUUUAAAUGAAGAUGGUGAACUUUGGUUUGCUUAUGAAGGACUAAAGAAAGCAACACGUGUUUUAGAGAGCCACUUCCAGUCCCAGAAGGACUGCUAUGAAAAGGAGAUUGAAGCUUUGAACUUCAAAGUGGUGCAUCUCAGUCAAGAAAUCAAUCACCUGCAGAAGUUAUUUAGAGAAGAGAAUGACAUCAAUGAAAGUAUCCGUCAUGAAGUUGCCAGGCUAACGUCAGAAAACAUGAUGAUCCCAGACUUCAAACAGCAAAUUUCAGAACUGGAAAAACAGAAGCAAGAUCUUGAGAUCCGCCUGAAUGAACAGACUGAAAACAUGAAAGGAAAACCAGAGGAAUCGUCGAAUCAGUUGGCCCACUGUCGAGAGGAGGAAGGAACGCAAAGGGAGACCAUAGAAACCCAAGAUGAAAUACACACCAAAGAAAAAGAGAAGCUGGUUGAUAAGAUUCAAGAAAUUCAGGAGGCCAGUGAGCACCUGAAGAAACAAUUUGAAACAGAAAGUGAAGUCAACAGUAGGUUCCAGCAGGAAGCAUCUCGUCUUACUAUGGAAAACAGGGAUCUUGAAGAAGAGUUAGACAUGAAGGACAGAGUGAUUAAAAAGCUACAAGAUCAAGUCAAGACUCUAACCAAGACAAUUGAAAAAGCCAGUGAUGGGCACUCAGGACCCAAGGAGUACCUUGGAAUGCUGGAAUACAAGAGAGAAGACGAGGCCAAGCUCAUUCAAAACCUCAUUCUCGACCUGAAGCCCCGCGGAGUGGUGGUGAACAUGAUCCCAGGGCUGCCCGCUCACAUCCUGUUCAUGUGCGUCCGCUACACAGACUCUCUGAACGACGCCAACAUGCUCAAGUCCCUCAUGAACAGCACCAUUAAUGGCAUCAAGCAGGUGGUCAAGGAACAUUUAGAAGACUUCGAGAUGCUGUCCUUUUGGCUUUCCAAUACUUGUCAUUUCCUCAACUGCCUGAAGCAGUACAGCGGAGAAGAGGAAUUCAUGAAGCAUAAUAGUCCACAUCAGAAUAAGAAUUGCUUGAACAAUUUUGACCUUUCAGAAUACAGACAAAUUCUUAGUGAUGUGGCUAUACGAAUAUAUCAUCAGUUCAUUAUCGUAAUGGAAAAUAACAUUCAGCCAAUAAUCGUGCCAGGCAUGCUGGAGUAUGAAAGCCUGCAAGGCAUUUCUGGCCUGAAGCCCACAGGCUUCCGGAAGCGGUCAUCUAGCAUAGACGACACGGACACCUACACCAUGACCUCUGUCCUGCAGCAGCUGAGCUAUUUCUACAGCACCAUGUGCCAGAACGGCCUGGACCCCGAGCUGGUGAGGCAAGCGGUGAAGCAGCUCUUCUUCUUGAUCGGGGCCAUCAUGCUGAACAGCCUCUUCCUGCGCAAGGACAUGUGCUCCUGCAGAAAAGGGAUGCAAAUCAGGUGCAACAUCAGCUACUUAGAAGAAUGGCUUAAAGAGAAGAAUUUGCAAAAUAGCUUGGCCAAGGAAACUUUGGAACCUCUCUCUCAGGCAGCCUGGUUGCUUCAGGUCAAGAAGACCACAGACAGUGAUGCCAAGGAGAUCUACGAGCGCUGUACCUCAUUGUCUGCUGUGCAGAUCGUAAAGAUCCUUAAUUCAUAUACACCUAUAGAUGACUUCGAAAAAAGAGUGACUCCAUCCUUUGUUCGCAAAGUACAGGCUCUCCUGAACACCCGAGAGGAUUCAUCACAGCUGAUGCUGGAUACCAAAUACCUCUUUCAAGUCACAUUUCCUUUUACCCCCUCUCCCCAUGCUCUGGAAAUGAUCCAGAUUCCCAGCAGUUUCAAGCUAGGCUUUCUCAAUAGAUUAUAGCAGAAGAGAGAGUAAGUGCACUUUUCCCCCAAAAGCUAAAUGAAGAUCCAAUAUGGGAGAUGUGGUUUAUUAAUUGGAAUUGGAAUUGCUCUAGAAUGUGUUUGAAGGAAGAAAAUAAGAAUUCUCUCAAAUAAGCCACAUUUUUUCUUGCUCACGGUGAUGGAGCGGCCUCUGUCUUUUUGUAAGAAUUAACACAUAGUGGGUGUGGUUGGAAAGACCAUGCCUACCUCUGGAAUCUCAGCUGGCUUUUACCAGCAUUCUUGGAAGGCUCUUGAUUUCUCCCAGGUGCCUCUUGUCUGUAUCCAUCUUGGGACCGGGCUCCACCCAGAGGAAGCCAGAUCUGGGGACGCAGCAUCUCUAAGUGUUCUAAGGUGCAUCCGUGAAGCCACAAGUGGGCUCCAGGGCCGAGUCUUCUAGGAAAUAAUCACAUUUGGCCACCAUGGCCUGUCCAAAGUCCUCUCACCACAAGUCUGCUGGGUGGGCUGGGGCAGGGGGCUCACUGAUGCUUCUUUUUACUAAAAAUGCUCCUACACAGAAAACAUUAUUUCAGACCCCUUGAAUUUUAAAAGAGUAUUCACUCUGAAAUGAAUCAUAUGAAGUACUCUUAUGAUAAAUCUAUCUAAAACUAAUAUAUCAUUAAUGCUGAAUUGCUACACCAUUUAUCAUCUCUUCAGAGAGACCAUUUCUUUACAUUUUAUCUCCCAAAUAUUUGCUGUAAUUUUUCAUUAAUAUCUUUCAUAAAAUUACUUUUUAAAGAAAUACUUAGUUUAAAAAGGCAACCUAAAUGAUUUCCUCUCUCUUAUCAGUAUUCAAAUAUGUUUUAAAUUUUUCCCAUAAAAAUAACUGAAGAAUUAUGUCCAUCCCUCCUUUCGAGAAAUCUUCAUUUCCCAAGUUUUAUAGGAACUGUUUCUCAUCCCUCAAACCUUUUCAUUCCUUCCUUUCAGGACAUGAGACAUCAUUUGUUAAGCAGUCCUAGCCUGUGGCCCCAGUGCCCUUCUGCCCACGCCAAGAAUCCCAGCCAGACUUCUGUUUCCAACAGACUCAUAGGCAAUAGCAGUGAUUCUGUAACAUGGACAUCUUUCUUAGGAGUAGAAAUGAUACAUGAUUAUGAAAUAAUAUCACCCUACUAAAAUGUAACAGUGUUUUUUUAUAUUAGAAAUAAUUUAAUUUUGUUCCUUCAGAUACAUGUGUAUGAAGAAAUGAAAAGUAGAACUUUGUAGUAUUUUAAUCAAUAAAAUUACCAAAUGAACUGAG